AUGCAAGCCUCAACGUGCUUUGUUCAGCCGAGCACAGAGACUUCACCGCGGCUGAAAUCACUGCGCCGUGCUGGUGGGCUCAUCAACAAGCUGCGUGCGAAAGAGGGCCGUCCAAAGCCAGAGCUCCAUGAUGUGGACCCUGCGCUUUUGAGCUCUGCGCUGCCACCGGGCUCAACAGCGCCCGCUUUGAAAGCUCGCUCUCACGCAUUGUUGGAAGCUCGGCCUGAACUGCUUAAGGAUGUGUCCAGCGCUUCGGACCUAAAGCUUUCCGCAAUGAGAGCGGAGGAUGCCCAGGAUCUCGCUGAUUUGCAGGAAGAGUGGUUUCCCAAGGAGUCCUGCCGAGGGGGGGCGCCUUGGUGUGCUGAGCUGCUGUCGCAUGAGGGUGUUUUGGCGUUCAAAGCCACUAUACCGCAGGACGAAACCCAAGCUCCAGUGGGAAUCAUUGUUGCCUUAGCCACAAAGCAGGCCUUCGAGGAGCUUGGGGGUGAAGCUACUGUGGACAUUCUUCGCAGUCAGCUCACCAUCCCAAAGUACAUCCCUUGGGAUAGCCCUGAGAGACGGGAGCUGGGCUAUGUGCUUAGUCUUGGCACCAUUGGAGAGCUACGCCGGCGUGGUCUGGGAAAUGCGCUCCUUCAACGGGCUUUGGCUGAGCUUCGUGCAGCUGCCAAAGCAUCACCAAGCUUCCUAGGCGAAGAGACGAAAGACACAGCCUUGCGUGCAGUAGCUCUCCACCUGGCAGACUACAAUCGUGUAGCGCGCACCUGCUACGAACGAGCUGGUUUCAAGAUGAUCAAGGAAGAACCAGACUGUUAUGCAGGGGUGGGGCGACGCAUGCAUUCAUCUUUGCUGUAUGCUCUCUUCAUCGAGUAG
Molecule: messenger RNA, 870 nt
Organism: Durusdinium trenchii
Lineage: Eukaryota; Dinophyceae; Suessiales; Symbiodiniaceae
Source: the annotation of a GenBank genome assembly